This is a messenger RNA of Aspergillus ibericus CBS 121593, 765 nucleotides long. Its product is annotated as demethoxyubiquinone hydroxylase family protein. The coding region runs from base 1 to 765 and encodes 254 amino acids. The transcript has a single exon. Gene Ontology annotation, cellular component: mitochondrial inner membrane. The record is from RefSeq and is a predicted model, not a curated record. NCBI's taxonomy places the organism in Eukaryota, Fungi, Ascomycota, Eurotiomycetes, Eurotiales, Aspergillaceae. Gene Ontology annotation, molecular function: 3-demethoxyubiquinol 3-hydroxylase activity. Gene Ontology annotation, biological process: ubiquinone biosynthetic process.
AUGAAGGCCCUCGGUUUGCUCCGGAGAGCUCCGCUUACCCCUUCACUCCGGCCGACACCUCCCGCAGUUCUUGACUUUCUCGCGCCUUCCACGCUGCAAACCCGUCGCCAAUGCAAGAAUACAGCGACGAAACAGUCCGCAGCGAUCCCCACGACAUCUCAGCAAAAAUCCAAUUCGUCGAAACCGAAAUAUGUCCUUAACCAGGAACAACGUGAGUUCCUCGACAGAGCGCUCCGUGUCAACCAAGCCGGCGAGUUAGCCGCCACCUUAAUCUACACCGCGCAGACACCACAAGUCGUGCGUUCUCAUCCUCACCUACGGCCAUUGAUGAAACACAUGUAUGAUCAGGAAGUCGGACACUUCAACACGUUCAAUCAUCUUAUUGCGAAACAUCGAGUGCGACCGACGGCGAUGUACCCGAUAUGGGAAGUUGCAGCGACGUUUUUGGGCUGGUCGACCGGUGUAAUGGGACGCGAGGCAGCUAUGGCCUGUACAGAAGCCGUGGAGACUGAGAUUGGAUCACACUAUAAUGACCAAGUACGGGAAAUCUUGUCCUGGAAGGCGGAGGCUGAAAGUCGGGGUGAAGAGCUUGAUGAGGAACUGGAGGAAAUGCUCGUGACUUUCCGGCGGAUUCGCGACGAGGAGCUGGAGCAUCUGGAUCAUGCUGUGGAAAAUGAUGCGAAGGAAGCUCGUCCAUACGACCCGCUGGUCAAUGUCAUUCGCUACGGCUGCAAGGCAGCUAUCAAGAUCACCGAGCGGGUGUGA